Messenger RNA from Bemisia tabaci, 1362 nucleotides. NCBI's taxonomy places the organism in Eukaryota, Metazoa, Arthropoda, Insecta, Hemiptera, Aleyrodidae. The record is from RefSeq and is a predicted model, not a curated record.
UUUCUGGUAUUCCUUUCAAUCAUCUCUCUUUCAACUAAAUCGAGGAAGCUUACACUACUGAUUCCUACAUGAGAACUUAGUGAAGUUCCCAUAACUUACGAUGUUACAACAGAAUUGUCAUCAGACUCCUGUGACGGAAAAUGUCUUUUUGUCUGUCGCUUGACUUGUCUUGGAGACUCCACUAUGGACCAAGAUGUAUCUCUUUAUCCAUUCUUAUCUUAUCUAGUCAAUCUAUGAAUGCAGACCGGUUCUUGAAACUCUGUUGGUACGCCAGGACAAGAUAAGGAAUGUGUGAGCUUUGCGAUUGGUAGUCCUUGAUCUCCUAGGUCUGGACAUGCUGAAAUGAGUUUCAAUGAUCGAUUCCUGUGUGAGACAUGUUGACUGAAGCUAACUUUAAAGAAGGAACCUCUGAGCACAGUGAAGAGUGUUUUACAGGUUUUGUUUCCCAAUCCCCUGCAUAUAGCAAGAACUGUGAAUAUUGUUGCCACGCCUAAAGAUCAUCCUAGUUCGGACUGCAUUGCCAGGAGUCAACUUCUCAAAAUGGCGGCAGAAAAGCUAACAUUAACCGAUGCCUUAUCCAACGUCGACGCCUUAGAUGAGCUUACGUUACCUGAUGAACAACCGUGUAUCGAAGCUCAGCCAUGCUCUGUCAUUUAUCAAGCUAACUUUGAUACCAACUUCAAAGACCGGAAUGGGUUCGUCACUGGCAUAGCAAAGUACAUUGAAGAAGCCAUCGUUCACGCCAGUUUGAAUGUACUGUUGAAAGAUGGCUUGGAACAUUCGGUCAUGCUGUACAUGUGGAGAUGUUGCUCUCGAGCCAUCCCGCAACCGAAGUCGAAUGAGCAGCCGAACCAGGUGGAAAUCUAUGAAAAGACUGUUAUAGUAGUAGCUCCUGAAGUGAAAAAGCUGCUUAAUUUCAUGUAUUUUCAGGUGAGCAUUCUAAUUUUGUUAAUUUUCGACAUUUGGUAGGUAAUUGAAGUGGUGUAUUUUAGGUAAAAACUUGUAUCACAUUCUCUACCAAUGUGUCUAAGAAGUGUAACUGAUUUUGCUGGGCCAGAAAAACAUGCAGGAAAAAGGGGAUAUUUGAAUGCUUCAAACCACAAUUUCCACUAAUCGCCACAAUGCUAGAACUUAGUUUAGGUUACCCCCCUUACAAGCCCUCUGCUUGUUAGUUCGGUGUUAAAACUGGUGAUGGUGCCUAUAUUGCACAAGUGUGUGAUCUUUUAUUUAUUUACUUAUUUGUUUGUUUAGUAUGAAUUGGUACAAUUCAAAGGCUAAAAAUUGUUAUAGUGCAUGCAAAAUAUCGAUCACCGUGCCUGAAAUUAUUUGACGCAUUUAGCAAGAAAAUGGUCUUGGAAUUGA